Messenger RNA from Brassica rapa (field mustard), 1005 nucleotides. RefSeq lists its product as uncharacterized. NCBI's taxonomy places the organism in Eukaryota, Viridiplantae, Streptophyta, Magnoliopsida, Brassicales, Brassicaceae. The record is from RefSeq and is a predicted model, not a curated record.
GCGGCGUGAGCUUACCGACGAAGCCAGAGUUAGGCUCAGAUCGUCGUUCCGAUAUUUCAGCUCUAGCUAUAAAUACAGUACUCAUCAUUCUUGCGAUGCACAGUUUUUCCAAAGCGAAUCUCAGAAAGAAAGCGAAAUUUCGAAGCAAACACUUUCCUAUCAACCGAUCUCGAUGGCGAAUUCGUACACGCUUCUUCAGAACUUGAGAGCCGGCCGAUGCUCAAACAUUGAACCCAUGACCGUUUCUGAGCUGAACCAGUUUGUCCUCACUGCUGAUCCCCAGAUCAUCGAGUUCCUCUGUACGGCGAAGGUGACUGAGAUACAGCUCGAUGAGGGUUGGAGUUAUAUUGGGUGCUCGGUGUGCUCAAAGAAACUAACCCGUGAGGAGACUUCCUUUUCUUGCGUCCCAUGUAAUGAGACCAAUGCUGUGGCUAAACUCAGGUACCGUGUGAUACUCUCCGUUUCAGAUGCCACUGGCGCAGCAGCAUUCCUUGGUUUCGAUACAGAGAUGUCCAAACUCACACACGUCCUUGCUUCUGAGGCUGCACAGAUUGUGGGGAUAGGAACUAAUGCUCAGGUGGACGUUGUGCUGCCUCGCCCACUCGCUGAUCUUGUGGGAAGAACCUACACUUUCCAGCUCAAGCUCAAGGAUUUCAACUUUACACCUAAUCACCAGACUUUUACCAUCUCUCGCAUUUUUCCUCAGCGUGAGCUUGCACCCAAUCCCACGUUUGCUGAGGAAGAUGUUGAGGUCAUCGAACCUGCAAUCCCUCAGUCUGCGGCAGAAAGAUCAGGUGACAAAGAUGCUACCACGUCCAACGUUGCAGAGCAAUUAACCGUGGCAACAGAUGAUUUGUAGCAUGUAUCACUAACAACCACGACGAGCCUUUGUCAUUUUCUGUUUCCUGCAUCUUUUAGUUCGUUUAUGUUGGCUUUUUUUUUUAAUGAAUUUAAAACUAUGAGUCGUGGUUGUUAUUCCUUUUAUAUAAGCAACUUUGUUUCUUU